AUGGAAUUUCAAGCUCCACCUCCGGAGAAAUCAAAGCCUAGGAAAAGGAGAAGAUUUGUAGGAUGGAGGAAAGUUCGUAGGAGGAACCCAGCAACUAGAAAAGUUCCCAAAAUUGAAAAUCCCAUUGAUAAAGGAAAAGGGAUCGAGAUUAAGGAAAAUGCUAGGCAAGUAGAAAUAGAAAUUGGGGAAAGUUCUAGCAAAAGGGUUACUGGUUUUGACAUUAUUCCUCCGGCUUCUGCAAUCUUGGCUAGUGCUGCAGGUCAGGCAACUAGAAAUGCAAGGCGGAUUUAUGUUAGUGAUCUUCCUCCAAGUGCUAAUCAAAAGACUGUCACAACCUUCUUUAGUCAUGUAAUGGCUGCCAUCGGUGGAAAUGCUGCUGGUCCAGGUGAUGCUGUUGUCAGUGUUUACAUUAAUCAUGAAAAGAAGUUUGCUUUUGUUGAAAUGAGAUCUGUGGAGGAGGCCAGUAAUGCAAUGUCUUUGGAUGGGAUUAUAUUUGAGGGAGUGCAUGUGAGGGUCAAGAGACCUAGUGAUUACAAUCCAUCACUAGCUGCUCCUCUUGGCCCAAGUCAACCUAAUCCUAACCUAAACCUAACUGUGGUUGGCCUUGGGCUUGAGCAUCCUUUCCGCAUACUUGUUAGUGGGCUACCAUAUUAUUUUACGGAGGCUUAG
Helianthus annuus (common sunflower) is the source of this 669-nucleotide messenger RNA. RefSeq names its product splicing factor U2af large subunit A. Bases 1 to 669 code for a protein of 222 amino acids. The transcript has 6 exons. Gene Ontology annotation, molecular function: poly-pyrimidine tract binding; pre-mRNA 3'-splice site binding. The record is from RefSeq and is a predicted model, not a curated record. NCBI's taxonomy places the organism in Eukaryota, Viridiplantae, Streptophyta, Magnoliopsida, Asterales, Asteraceae. Gene Ontology annotation, cellular component: U2-type prespliceosome; U2AF complex; nuclear speck.